This is a messenger RNA of Postia placenta MAD-698-R-SB12, 771 nucleotides long. RefSeq lists its product as hypothetical. The annotation marks the transcript as partial. Lineage: Eukaryota; Fungi; Basidiomycota; Agaricomycetes; Polyporales; Adustoporiaceae. The record is from RefSeq and is a predicted model, not a curated record. The transcript has 2 exons.
UGACUCUACAUAUCAUCGACGAUGCCUAGCCUCACUGCCACAACCGAGGCAGUCUCAGCAUCGACCAUCAGCCUCAAAGCGUCGGCCUCGUUGGCCGUCUCUCCAACAAAGUCUGUCGGCUCGACCCUCAGUGCCUUACGCUCGCUCUACCCCCGCGCUGCCAAGGCAUUUCUGCAGCGCAACGUCCCUUUGACCGACUCGCUGCUCACCUCUGCCUUCAGCCUGAUAGAACCGCCGCCGUCAAUAGCUGGACCCGACCCAGCAGCAUCACAGCGGCGGAAAUGGGAGAUCCUGCGCAUCACGUUUGAGACCACUCUGUACUCGUCACCACCCGCAAGGGACUCAGAUGAUCUGCCCUCGCCCGUGCAGGCGAACCUUAUGCUGUCUCCUGAGCCGUUUAUUGCUACUAUACACACGCGCUCCCUGCAGCUAUUCACUCCAGCAUACCCGCCACAAAAGCCGACAUCUGCGUUCCUUCCCGCGCAGAUUCUUGUUACCCUUGCGCUGGCUAGUCUAAAGCUAGGCUGCACCAUCGUGGGCCGGGGGAUGAUUGAGGACUGGCUCGCGCGCCAUGGGCAAGCAGAGCUGGCCGACGGAGAGGGAUAUGCCAAGGUACUCGAGCUGUACUGCUUGCACGUGCUGCCAAGACUAGAGGACUGGGACUAUGCGGAGGAUUUCCUGCAGUAUGAGCGGGAGCUGUCUGCUGACACUCGUCAGUACAUGAUCACGUCUGUUCGCACACUACGUGCACGGGCAGCAGCCGCGCAACGC